AUGCAUCUGACAUCAUUUACAAAAUAUGAAUUAAAAUCAGCAAAUCGAAGUGUUGUGGAUUUUCUUCGAAUGCUUUGUGCAAAUAAUAUUGGUAAGCUAAUUGGUACUGUUGUUCACACAGGAAUAUUAAAUGAACAUGGUAGUUAUGAAAAUGAUUGUUCUGUUAUACGUCUAGGAGAAUAUCACUUUCUUUUGGUGAGUCCAACUUCACAAUUAACUCGCAAUAUGAAAUGGCUUAAAACACAUGUAUCAGAAGAUAAUUCUAUUUUUCUAUCGGAUGUAACUUCACUUUAUACAGUAUUGAAUGUAAUUAGACCAAAAGCCGAAUAUUUAUUAUCUGAAUUAAGUGAUGAAAAUUUCAAUGCGUAUGCAAGAAUGGCUUGUCAAAUAUUUUACUCAACGAAUUCUUCGAAUGGAACUGGUGAAUUUUGUGGAUUUGUCACUUCUGCAGUAUAUGGUUUUACACUUGAAAAACAAGUCUGUUUAGGAUUUGUUCAUGCAUCUUCUUCAGAAAAAAUCAACAUCAAUUAUAUUCGUGACGUUACAUAUGAAAUUCAUAUAGCAACUAAACGGUUUAAAGCACCUCCUAAUCUCUAUCAAUCAAUUGAAAUAGAUCCUACAUUUUCACUAUAUACAAAUCAAUUUUCUAAUAGUAUAUCUCGACAAACCUCAACGAACAAUCAAUAUGUUUCAAUAAAUUAA
Adineta steineri is the source of this 702-nucleotide messenger RNA. The record is from the annotation of a GenBank genome assembly. NCBI's taxonomy places the organism in Eukaryota, Metazoa, Rotifera, Eurotatoria, Adinetida, Adinetidae.